Gongylonema pulchrum is the source of this 240-nucleotide messenger RNA. Lineage: Eukaryota; Metazoa; Nematoda; Chromadorea; Rhabditida; Gongylonematidae. The record is from the annotation of a GenBank genome assembly.
AUGGUCAUUACUACAUGGCUUCUCAGUGCAGUGUUCAUCAAUUUAGCUUUCUACACACGAGCACUGAUUUGCCGGUACAAUUGCGAACGGCUUACCACCGAUGAUGGUCGGUAUGGGCCAGUGAUGUACCUUCUUUUUACGUUCUUUGUUUCCGGUUUUCCGGCGCUGUCUUCGCUUAUCGUUGCUUUGUAUCUGCUACGGGUUGUCAGAACACAUCGAAAGCAAAUCGCCGAAGGCUAG